Molecule: messenger RNA, 1359 nt
Organism: Phytomonas sp. Hart1
Lineage: Eukaryota; Euglenozoa; Kinetoplastea; Trypanosomatida; Trypanosomatidae
Source: the annotation of a GenBank genome assembly
AUGGAGAGGACUGCGACUUUACAAGAUUUAUUCGCGCACCACCGCCAUGGCGCGGGCGAGGUUAGUGAGGAGAGGGCUUCCCUCCGAUCCUCCCCAUCGCCGGGGCUUCGUCCACUGCAGGAGGCCGCCGAGGUCGUCUCGCGGACUGUGCAUUCGGCGAUUCACACUGGAUAUCACCGCGUGCAGGAGGCAAUGCGUGAGAUGGGGGAAAUCCCGAUGCUCUCCAUUAGCCGGGUGGAAGGGGGCCUGCGGCUUGGUGAGGCGGAGUUGCUCUCAGCCUCUGCCGCAGUCGAGGAAUUCACGAACGCGGUUUGGUCUGCCCUUACACAGGUCGAGACGAGAGCCAAGACGCGCCGGUUGCCUUUUAUCCCUUCCGCUUUACGCGAUUCACGCUCGGCGGUGGAAUCCCCCUCAGCGCACCUCCUUGAGCACUACCGCGAACUUUUGCAGUGUUUAUCCGCCCGCCUUGCUCAAUGCCGUCUGACGGUGACCCUCUGCAAAGAGGAAUUGGCGCUUUGCAAAAGCGAGACAUUUCUCUUUUCGCGGUGCGGGGUGCUCAGCUCUGAGGAUUUCGUUUCUUCGGAUGCCGCGAAGACGCCAAAUUCCGGUAAUAUCUCUCGACCUAACGCCGGAAAGGCGGAAAGGAAAGGACAGGGCGAGGGAGUUAGAAGGGAUGUCAACGGAAUCGAGGGAUCACCAAAACUGUGGGAAGGGGGUGAUGUCGGUAGCUCUGCGCUGGAGGGCUUUGGGAUCGUCCGGAGCGUUUCCAAACACGCAAAGUUCUACAUGGAUGAUAUCGUCAAGAAGGCAACCAAUACUGUAUUGGUUGCGGGGGAUAACGUGAUUUCGAUCGCGCGUACUGGAUUAGCCCAAAAUUCUUUGGAAGAUGCUGAUGGAGACCCAUUCCGCGGCUGUGGAAGAAAUAGUAAUAAAAAUAUUGUUAUUAAAGAUCAAAAACAUUAUCGAGAUGUUGAGAUGAAGGAAGGUUUGGGUGUGUCAAGUUCUUCUGUUAUACCACGUUUUCACUACACGAAGGACGAAGAGCAGCGGUUAAAAGAUGAGAACGUAUUGCUGCUCCACAGGCAGCACGAGAACUCGGCGAGGGAUGCGAAGGAAGUGGAGGCUUCUGUGCGAGAGCUUUCACAGCUAACGCUGCUUAUGAAUGACAAAGUUAUGCAGCAGGACGAACAGUUUUCGAUAUUAGUCAAGAAUACGGAGGAAGUUCGUCAUUUGAUGCAGCGUUCUGUGGAGGAGUUGGUAAAACCCACCAAGGGCUUUUGGAAUCCAUCCCGACAGCUGAUUGCGCUGCUUUGGAUCAGCACGAUUUUUCUUUUGUUAGCUAAUUACUUGGUCCGGUGA